This is a messenger RNA of Pistacia vera, 655 nucleotides long. RefSeq lists its product as uncharacterized. NCBI's taxonomy places the organism in Eukaryota, Viridiplantae, Streptophyta, Magnoliopsida, Sapindales, Anacardiaceae. Gene Ontology annotation, molecular function: protein binding. The coding region runs from base 125 to 655 and encodes 176 amino acids. The record is from RefSeq and is a predicted model, not a curated record. The transcript has 4 exons.
ACUUAUCAUCCAGCUGCUUCUACUUUAUCAUCUAUAUUCUCUCUACGCUCCACUUGAGCUCCAUUAAUUUGCAGCUGCAGAUUGCAUCAUCUCUUUAGGUACCAAAAGAGUGUUUACCACAAAAAUGUCCAUCGAUGAAGUGAAGAUUGACAUGGCACCAGAAAUUGAGUCACAUGACAAGAAAGAUGAACUUACGGCAUCUCCUCCUCAAGAACAAGAUGUAAGAGAUACAACAGCUGCAUCAUCCAGUGAAAUAGUUGAGAAUGAGACAUCUCUUAUUCAAGAAAACGCUGAUGAUACAAGGUUCAAUGAAGACCGUAAAAAAUUGUAUCAAGCUAUACUCCACCAGUCGUGUUGGAACCCUUGGGAUAUGAAAACUGUUGGUAUAUCAGAAAAAGAGGACUACCCUCUCCACGUUGCAGUUAAGGAAAACUACUCUAGUUGUCUCCGUGAACUAGUAGAUAAAAUGCAAAGCGACGAACUUGCUAUUGAAAAUCGUAGUGGCAAUACUGCUUUUUUUAUUGCUGCUGCAAUGGGAAGGGUGGAACAUGCUGAACUGAUGUUUGAGAAGAAUGAAAAAUUAACAAGUAUCCGUGGAGAAAAGGAAAUGCUACCAAUUCACAUUGCAGCUCAGGGCGGNGAUUUGGUUGAUUAG